UAAUUGCGCAACAAGUUCGCAAUAUACAUCCUAUUGCCUUGUCUUGAUGCUGAGCCGAAAAAAAUGAUUUAGAUUGCAUGGCAUAUUUUCCUACUCAGAAAAUUCGUUGCGGCUCUCUUGUUUUUCUCUCAUUUGGUAGAGCGAUAGUUGUAUGUGUGUGAUAAUCGCGUGUCAUCUGGCAUCAGACGUUAAAUUCUCUCAGACUGCCGAUCAGCCCUCGUAUUCAACUUCCACACCUCUCCGAUAAUAUAGAGCGAUCAGUUGCUCUGAACGGGCGUUGCGUUGUGUCGUAUCUUUAUCGAAGUGAUUGUGCUUAUCAGAGCACCAAAGAGUUACGGUAAUACACCGUCGAAAACAUCGGAUUACGGAACAGUGCAAAUUCCUUUAUUGGAAGUAUUAUACAGAGGUGGUGAUUCAUUGUGUUUGAAGGUUUCCCAUCUCGUUCUGGAGCUAACGCUUCUAUUUAAGGUGUAUGACGGCCUUGGUAGUUGGAGGAGAGUAUGUAGUGUUUUCUUUUCAUUGGUAAAAACCAAUAUUUUUUGUUUAGUACAUGUGCAUGGUAUUCCUCAUAAAAAUCGUGAAAGUAUAUUUGAAGCCCGUUUUGAAAGGAGAAAUUCAUCUUAUGUACACGUUUACUUUCAUAAGCUUGACGCAAGUGUAAAGUGAAGAUACAGUGUGAAAAGAUAGAUGUUAGCUUAAAAAACUCGGCCAACAUAAAGGAGAGAAAGGAGAAAAAAUCAUUCGUACGUGGAGUGUGGAUUACUGAAUAUAGUUUCUCGCUGCCGCUUUGACGCAGCCAAUCCAGUCAACUUGAUCAAACCGAGGUAAUCUAUUUAUUUACGGUUGGAAAUGUAUUCUGGAAGAAUGGUUAUCAACAUUUUACUGUCGCUUCCGAUUGCCGAAUCGUACGGUCGGACGAACCUCCAAUAAUGCGACGCGUCCGGCGACCUGUUUCAAAUCACAACUCCUGGCACUCGAGAGCGUUCUGAAACAGUAUCAGUGAAGGAACUUGGGAUUAUUGCUCUGCUGGAUAGGGCAACAGGACUUAAGAUAGCCACUUCCGCUCAUGACAAGCUGACUCCUGAGGAAGACCAACCAAAGAGCGUGAAUUCAGUAAAGACGUAAGCGAAAGUGAGUUUACCAGUUCCAGGACGUUUUUCGUGCGAUAAUACUUGUCGAGGGCAGUGUUAGUGUAAAGUUUAGGGACAUAUUGAGUCGACGCGGGAAACGAAGCGAAAAACUAGUGCUAGAUAAUAUUGCAAAUAUUCAAGCCGUCAAAAUAAGUGCGUCCAAAAUGUUCAUCGAAGAAGAUGCUCACAUGGAAAGCUUCUGGGUGCAGACGGCCAUUGGGGCCAUCAAGAUCAUUGCCAUGGUGUACGAUAUCAUCACAAUGCCGAUGUACUUAAUCCUGCAGCAACCCUGGAAGCGGAGAGCGCUGGCGAAAAGAAUUAAGGCGAAGGUAAUCCAACAGGAUGCCACCUCCAUCACAUAUCGUGGCGUCGACGAGCCCAGCGAGAUGCACGUUAAGAUGCUGCAGAACAACAUCGACACGCUGGAGCGGAUGUUCAACUUUGUGACGAAAAUUCACGGUGCCAAGCGGUGCAUCGGUACUCGCAAAAUUAUCAGCGAGGAAGAUGAGGUGCAACCGAAUGGUCGUGUCUUCAAGAAGUUCAACAUGGGCGACUACAUGUGGAGGAGCUUUAUCGAGACGGAGCAUGCGGCGGCCUGCUUCGGGCGUGGUCUGCGUGAGCUGGGUCAGCAGCCCAAGCAGAACAUUGUGAUCUUCGCCGAGACGCGCGCCGAGUGGCUGAUUGCGGCUCACGGGUGUUUCAAGCAGAACAUGCCCCUGGUGACGAUCUACGCUACACUGGGUGACGAUGGUAUCGCUCAUGGUAUUAACGAGACCGAGGUGACAACGGUUAUAACGUCCCACGAGCUGUUGCCCAAGUUUAAAACGGUUCUGAAGGUCACACCCAACGUGAAAAAGAUCAUCUUCAUGGAAGAUCAACUCCACAAGACCGACGUCACCGGAUUCAAGGAGGGCGUGGAAAUCAUUCCAUUCUCGAAAGUCAUCGAAACGGGGGAAAAGAGCAAGUUGGUUGGUAACUCUCCAUCGGUCGACGACACCGCAAUUAUUAUGUACACGUCCGGUUCAACCGGAACGCCAAAGGGUGUGCUGCUUUCCCACGGAAAUUGUAUUGGUACGAUGAAGAACUUCUGCGAUAUUUUCAAAAUCUACCCAGACGAUGUGCUAAUCGGAUUCCUCCCACUGGCCCACGUAUUCGAACUGCUCGCCGAGAGCGUCUGCCUGCUGAAUGGUGUCCCGAUUGGUUAUUCCACUCCGCUGACACUGAUCGAUUCCAGUUCAAAGAUCAUGAAGGGUUCCAAGGGUGAUGCUUCGGUGCUUAAGCCUACCUGUAUGACGUCCGUACCGCUCAUCCUGGAUCGUAUUUCGAAGGGUAUUAACUCGAAGGUAAACUCCGAAGCACCCAUGAAGAAGGCCUUCUUCAAAUUUGCCUAUCAGUAUAAAUCGAAAUGGGUCGCCCGUGGAUUCCAAACUCCACUUCUGGACAAGAUCGUUUUCAAAAAGGUAGCUCGGCUGCUCGGCGGACGUAUUCGCAGCAUCCUGUCUGGUGGCGCGCCGCUUGCGCCCGAUACUCACGAACAAAUACAACUGUGUCUGUGCGUUGAAAUGAUUCAGGGUUACGGGUUAACGGAAACGACUGCUGGAGCAGCCGUCACAGACAAGCACUCCAUGGAAUACAGUGUGGUCGGAGCACCGUCAUCUGUUAACUACAUCCGAUUGAUCAAUUGGGAGGAAGGCAACUACCGGGUUACGAACAAACCGUAUCCACAGGGAGAGAUCGUUAUCGGAGGCGCCAAUGUUUCCAAGGGUUACUACAAGCUACCUGGUAAAACGGAAGAGGACUUCUUCGAAGAGGAUGGCCACCGGUGGUUCCGAACCGGUGAUGUCGGUGAGAUCCAUCACGAUGGUGUGCUGAAGAUUAUUGACCGUAAGAAGGACCUUGUGAAGUUGCAAGCAGGCGAAUACGUUUCGUUGGGCAAAGUGGAAUCAGAACUUAAGACCUGCCCUGUGGUGGAAAACAUUUGCGUGUACGGAGACUCAACCAAGCAGCAUACCGUGGCGCUGAUUGUUCCGCAUCCCCAGCAUCUGGAGGAGAUUGCCGAACGGCAAGGUAUCAAGGGUGUGGCGUUCGAGGAUCUGUGUUCCUCCCCGGUGAUGGAAAAGGCUGUCGUGCAUGAGUUGGCUGAGCACGGCAAGAAAUGCAAACUGCACCGGUUCGAGAUCCCUACCGCCGUGACACUCUGCAAGGACGCGUGGACUCCCGACAUGGGCCUAGUUACGGCAGCGUUCAAGCUGAAACGCAAGGACAUCCAGGAACGGUACAAGGCCGACAUUAGCCGAAUGUACGCGUCGUCGUAGACAGUGAACGCGUCUGCUGAACCUCACACAAGACGUGGCUUUAGCGUUUAGCAUCACCCUAUUAAUACUGCUUCGAACAUCACUUAUGUCGUUUAUAGCGCGCGUGUUGUUUGUAUGUAAAGCUUGAAUGUGUUGUGUGCGAACAGACCGAGUCAUUGAUUCAUUUGGUGUAUCAACGCAUCAUAAUCAAAGAUCACAUUGACAACUUAUACAUCCAAUUUGAUUUCUGCGUUGUAUUGUAUAGAAAAAUUCUUGGCAACGUUUGUCAAACAAUUUUUGUUAAUUUGUUGCGUAUGUAACGUCGAUUUUGGAUGAAAACGGAUCUAUUCUGUUUCUAUUGUUCUUAUUCGUUCAUCUUGUUAGGUAAACUAUUCGGUCUAUCUGGAAUAUAUUUAUUUUCCGUAAUUUUUUCCAACACAAGCUCUAGUUUUUCUUCUCCAUGUACACACUCUAAAAUAGAUGUUUGAGACAAACUGUACAAGAGUGAGCGAUGUAUGAAAAAAAAUCAGCGUGAGAAAAGAUAAGCACCUGCGUAGGUGUUUUCAAUUUCAAAUUUGAAUAAAGACGACACUCUUACCUUGUGUCGUCGUUUGAAGAGUAAGCGCGUAGAAAACUAGUUGUAAAGCAAGCGCUAGAUAUUGUUAUUACUAACAAAUUGGUAUUUAUAGACAACUUCCUGUAGAGAUUAGGGAUUCAAAGUACUUUUUUUUCUCUUCAUAUUGGCACUCAAUGAGACGGAACCGCGUAUGUAUAGAGGUAAAUAUUAUGGAACGAGUAUAUUGUAAAUACUAUAAUAUUAAAACCAACGGAAGAGGGCAACUAUCAAAGCUAGAUUUUUUUGCGUACAGAAUGACGACAGGAGUCUGAUUAGUUUAAUAUAGUUAAUGUUGAUAGGUAACAUCUCGAGGAAAGGAACAAAACAGAAUCACAUUUGUAAAUAAUGAACGACAUUUCCGUGCAACCCGUACUGCUGCUAGCCUUUCAAUAGCUUCCUAUAAAGAGUGAUUCGUGAGCUGAUAUCUAGAGGGACAUAAUAGCUUCGGUGUCUCGGCUAAAAGUAUCGCCCAAUGAAGAUUCAUUGGUGGGUACCAUUUAUACCAACUUUUUUCAAGCGAACAAAUUCAAUUAUUCUGAUGCUACAGUUAACUUUGUCGUGAAUGAGUCUAAACUCUUCGAAUCAAAACAACAAGCAAUAUACAUUUUUUUAUUGAUUAGUGGCGAAAUAAAUACGGUACUCUAUUAUUCUGAUUAAAAUUCACACAAAUUUUUCAGUUGAGACACAUUUGUAUUUGUCAGUCAAUAAAACGACGGAAAUGAGAAAACAAUAAAAUGCUAGUUCAAAACCGGCUAGUGAGCAAACUAGGAGUGAAAUAAUAACAGAAAAAGGGUUUUGUAAGUUAGUUAUUACUGAACAUAGCUACCAAAACGGUGAAGAAUAAAUAAGGAACUGUGAAAA
Toxorhynchites rutilus septentrionalis is the source of this 4901-nucleotide messenger RNA. RefSeq names its product long-chain-fatty-acid--CoA ligase 4 (gene Acsl). The transcript is spliced from 10 exons. NCBI's taxonomy places the organism in Eukaryota, Metazoa, Arthropoda, Insecta, Diptera, Culicidae. The coding region runs from base 1295 to 3445 and encodes 716 amino acids. The record is from RefSeq and is a predicted model, not a curated record. Gene Ontology annotation, molecular function: palmitoyl-CoA ligase activity. Gene Ontology annotation, cellular component: endoplasmic reticulum; plasma membrane; lipid droplet. Gene Ontology annotation, biological process: long-chain fatty-acyl-CoA metabolic process; neuron differentiation; long-chain fatty acid metabolic process.